AUGGUGAAUUAUGGUGGUAAAGAUGAGCGAUCCAAACCCGAUAAAAAAGAAUGGAGAUUAAUGUCCUGCAUUUUGAAAAGGAACAAUAUUCCAACAUAUGAGCUUGCCGAUGCUGAAUCAUCAAUAAUGGAAGAAAAUUCAGACACAGACGCGAAUGAUGUAUUGAUAGGUCCACCUACUUUUUCGUACUUAGAAGGUGACGAUAACUAUAAUCCAAAAGCAGAACCAGGACAAGCAUUUGACAAUGUAGUACUCAAUAUAACCUGUAACACUGGUUAUUUAGUUAAGAGCAAAGACAAGAGUCAAAUAUUUUGUAUUAAUGGUAUAUGGUCUGAGCAGAUAACUGACUGUAGUCGUUCAUGUCGCCUCCAAAAAGACCCUACCGUCAAGUACACUUGUCUUCUGAAAGAUAUAAAUCACAGGAGAGAGUGUACAGAUCAAGAACCUGAAGGUACCGUGAUCCAGCCUGUGUGCAAUCUUGGGUAUUAUACAUCCACACCUCUGCCACAAAUGAGGUGCAUUGCUGGUAGCUGGAAUUACCCAGCAAAGUGCAUACCAGAAUGCGGUCGGCUACCAUUAAAACCCGAAAAUUUGAUCCUUAAUGGUCCUGCGGAAGAGCGCAUUCCUUGGAACGCCGCCAUAUACCGGAAACCUUCAAAAACCCAUAUCUGUGGAGGCACACUGGUCAGCCCUAAUGUCGUCAUAUCCGCUGGUCACUGUUUUUGGAACACACAUCGCAACAAACCAGAAAGCCCGGACCGUUACAUUGUGUCACUAGGCAAACAGUACCGCAGUUUUGAUGAUCCCAGAGAUAUGAACUCUCAGACGACGGAUGUAAGUUUCUUUAAUCGAAUUAUAAAACACCAGCCAAAUGCGUAGUCUCCCACGGGUACUGAGAGCUAUAU
Molecule: messenger RNA, 905 nt
Organism: Diatraea saccharalis (sugarcane borer)
Lineage: Eukaryota; Metazoa; Arthropoda; Insecta; Lepidoptera; Crambidae
Source: the annotation of a GenBank genome assembly